AUGACUCAAUUGUUGGAUACAUGUCCAGAACCAAAAGCUUAUCCAACAUGUAAGUCAAUUGUUGUAACAGAUGAGUCAUCUGUUGCAUUAGGUAAGCCCUCCGUUAAAACAGAUGAGUCAUCUGGUGCAGCAGAUGACUCGUCAGUUGCAAUAAAUGACUUAUCUAUUGGGACAAGCUUCUGGUUCAAUCCCAGCUUGAUAUGCUAUGUAAUAUGUAGCCAACAGGUAAAUUUCUCUUAUGAUUUUGCAAAUUUACUAUUUUUGUGUUGGCUAUUUGCUUUGGUAAUGGAUGAGUUGACGCGGUCUAUUCAGGAGAAGGUCCCAUGGUGUAUGUUAUUUGCGGAUGACAUAGUACUGAUCGAUGAGACGCGGGACAGAGUUAAUGCGAGGCUGGAGGUGUGGAGACGAACGCUGGAGUCCAAGGGUUUCAGGUUGAGUAGGACCAAAACGGAAUAUUUGGGGUGCAAGUUCAGUGAUGCGUUGGAUGAGGCAGAUGGGGAAGUGAGACUUGACACACAGAUUAUUCCUAAGAAAGAAAGUUUUAAGUAUCUUGGGGCUGUAAUCCAAAGAAGUGGUGACAUUGACGAUGAUGUCACACAUCGCAUAGGGGCUGCUUGGAUGAAAUGGAGGCUUGCUUCUGGAGUCUUGUGUGAUAAGAAAGUUCCACCUAAACUUAAAG
This is a messenger RNA of Solanum tuberosum (potato), 679 nucleotides long. RefSeq lists its product as uncharacterized. The record is from RefSeq and is a predicted model, not a curated record. The transcript is spliced from 3 exons. The annotation marks the transcript as partial. NCBI's taxonomy places the organism in Eukaryota, Viridiplantae, Streptophyta, Magnoliopsida, Solanales, Solanaceae.